Paramuricea clavata is the source of this 639-nucleotide messenger RNA. The record is from the annotation of a GenBank genome assembly. NCBI's taxonomy places the organism in Eukaryota, Metazoa, Cnidaria, Anthozoa, Malacalcyonacea, Plexauridae.
AUGGUUGGUUGCAUACGUAAAUUAAACAAUGUCAAAUUUACUCCAAAGGUUAUAACAUGUCGUAAUUACUCGGCCUAUGAGUCUGAAGUAAUGAAAGAAGAUUUUAGGAGAGUCAAUUGGCAGUCAUUAUAUACUAUGAACGAUGUUAACAAGGCAUUAGAGUACUUUAACUAUACUGUUAAAGCUAUCUUUGACCGUCAUGCACCUCAAAUGGUUAAGAAAGUAAGAGGAAAACCUUGUCCAUGGAUUAAUUCUGAUAUCAGAAAAACAAUGUCGUCUAGAGAUUGUAUGCUAAGAAAAGCGCGUAGAACAAAAAAGGUAGAACAUUGGAAUUUAUAUAAGAAAUUACAAAACGCUUGCAAUAACAAAAUGCGGUUUGCGAAGAGUACAUAUCAUAACGACUUGUUGGAAACAGCAUCAAGUCCUAAAAAGUUUUGGAAUAUAAUUAAAAAUAUCUUUCCCGCGAAAUCUAAAUCGAUAUCGAUGUCAGUGAACUCAAAAAAUGACAAAAACAAACACAGGGUAAAUAUCUUUAGUACAUACUUUGCUAAUGCUAUUCAACUGCUAAAGGAAAAAUCAAUGCCGUUAAAACGAAUUUUGCAUGGAAGCGACAAGAACACAGAGAAUAUUCCAAAUUAA